Molecule: messenger RNA, 1793 nt
Organism: Dacryopinax primogenitus
Lineage: Eukaryota; Fungi; Basidiomycota; Dacrymycetes; Dacrymycetales; Dacrymycetaceae
Product: hemin import ATP-binding protein hmuV
Exons: 4
Coding region: 403-1725 (440 amino acids)
Biological process (GO): ribosomal subunit export from nucleus; translational termination; translational initiation
Molecular function (GO): iron ion binding; ribosomal small subunit binding; ATP hydrolysis activity
Source: RefSeq, a predicted model, not a curated record
AAAAUAGCCUUCAUAUCUGAAGUCUUGUGCAUUGGAUGCGGUAUUUGUGUGAAGAAAUGCCCAUUCGAAGCUAUCCAAAUUAUCAAUCUACCCACCAAUCUCGAAGCUGAAGUCACCCAUCGUUACACCGCGAACUCGUUCAAGCUCCACCGACUGCCAACACCACGACCGGGUCAAGUGCUGGGUCUUGUCGGUACCAAUGGUAUCGGGAAGAGCACAGCGCUGAAGAUCUUGGCUGGAAAGCUCAAGCCCAAUCUCGGGAGGUACGACGAUCCUCCGGACUGGCAGGAGAUCCUUCGCAAUUUCCGCGGAUCCGAGCUGCAGAACUACUUCACCAAAGUGCUGGAGGACCACCUCAAGGCACUUAUCAAGCCUCAAUAUGUGGACCAUAUCCCUCGUGCGAUGAAAGCCAGCGCCACUGUCUCUGAGAUGCUGGACUCGAAACUGGAAAUGGGCAAUAAGGACGAGAUUGUGAAUGUGCUAGAGCUGAACGAGGUCCUUGACCGAGAUAUCAGUGUCCUUUCUGGUGGAGAACUGCAGCGGUUCGCUAUCGCCAUGUCUUGCGUGCAGAAUGCCGAUGUGUAUAUGUUUGACGAGCCGUCCUCGUACCUCGAUAUCAGGCAACGUCUAACAGCUGCGCGGACCAUUCGUUCCCUCGUUCGCGCACAGUCCUACGUCAUCGCUGUCGAACACGAUCUGUCAGUGCUCGAUUAUCUUUCCGACUUUAUCUGUUGCUUGUACGGCAAGCCAGGUGUCUACGGCGUCGUAACAAUGCCCUACUCUGUUCGGGAAGGGAUCAACAUAUUCCUUGACGGCUUCAUCCCGACAGAGAACCUUCGAUUCCGUGACGACGCGUUGACGUUUAAGAUGUCGGAGACUGCGGAUGAGGUGCUUCUCGAUCGGACACGGCGCUUCCAGUACCCGAAGAUGAGCAAGACGCUGGGCAAUUUCAAGCUGGACGUCCAGUCAGGCAACUUCACCAACUCGGAGAUUAUCGUCAUCCUCGGUGAAAACGGGACGGGCAAGACGACCUUUGUCCGAAUGCUGGCUGGCGCACUGGAGCCAGACGAUGCAAAGACGUCCGUCAAGUACAACGUUUCCCUCAAGCCGCAGAAGAUCGCGCCCAAGUUCCCUGGGACGGUGCGGAUGUUGUUGCUGAAGCAGAUCAAGGCGGCCUUCAUGCACCCGCAGUUUAACACCGACGUGGUCAAGCCGAUGAACAUCGAGAACGUCAUCGACCAAGAAGUGCAGACGCUGUCCGGUGGGGAACUGCAGCGUGUCGCCAUCGUCCUUGCCCUCGGCAAGCCUGCGGAUAUCUACCUGCUUGAUGAGCCCAGUUCCUUCCUCGACUCUGAGCAACGUAUUACUGCGAGCAAAGUCGUCAAGCGGUACAUCCUGCACUCGAAGAAGACCGCCUUUGUCAUUGAGCACGAUUUCAUCAUGGCGACGUACCUUGCCGACCGAGUCGUCGUGUUGGAGGGCCAACCGGCUAUCCAUGCGACGGCCACACCACCACAGAGCUUGCUCACGGGCAUGAACCAGUUCCUUGCUUCGCUCGAGAUCACGUUCCGUCGCGAUCCGACCAACUUCCGCCCGCGGGUGAACAAGUUUGACUCAAUCAAGGAUAGGGAGCAGAAGUCAAGCGGCAGCUACUUCUUCCUCGAGGACGCGGCGGAAGACCAGUCGCGCAGCACCAAGACCUCUGCGCCCGGGAGCAAGAAAUAGACGACAGCAUCGAGGAGGUAUCAUUAGCAGGGGGGCCGGGCGGAUAUUGUUGUAUUCCUGUAGCAGCG